Mauremys mutica (yellowpond turtle) is the source of this 1605-nucleotide messenger RNA. RefSeq names its product ankyrin repeat domain 34C (gene ANKRD34C). The record is from RefSeq and is a predicted model, not a curated record. Gene Ontology annotation, molecular function: protein binding. NCBI's taxonomy places the organism in Eukaryota, Metazoa, Chordata, Testudines, Geoemydidae. The coding region runs from base 1 to 1605 and encodes 534 amino acids. The transcript has a single exon.
AUGGAUGAAGUGAUGGAGCUGCGGACGGACGGGAACUCCCUGCUAAAGGCGGUGUGGCUAGGCAGACUCCGGCUGGCCAGACUCUUGCUGGAAGGUGGGGCCUACAUCAAUGAAAGCAACGAGAAGGGAGAGACCGCUCUCAUGGUGGCCUGCCUCACUAAACACGUGGACCAGCAGAGUACCAGCAAAGCCCGGAUGGUGAAGUACUUGCUGGAUAACAGGGCUGAUCCCAACAUCCAGGACAAAGCCGGCAGAACAGCCCUGAUGCACGCAUGCCUCAAAGGAGCCGGGGAAGAAGUCGUUGCUCUGCUGCUGGAGAAUGGAGCAGACCCGAGCCUAGAAGAUCAUUCGGGAGCGUCUGCUCUGGUUUAUGCUGUCAACGCAGAUGACAAGGACGUGCUAAAACAUCUCCUGAAAGCCUGCAAAGCUAAGGGGAAGGAGGUGAUCAUUAUAACUAUGGACAAAUCCUCGGCGGGUGCCAAAGCUACCCAACAAUACCUCCACGUCCCGCCAUCGCCAGAACUGGAGGAGAGGCAGGGCCCGGGCGUGUGCAUGACGCCUUUGGAGAGUGAGCUAAAAGCAUCCACUUCAGGGUCUUCAGUGGCUGCGAAGGAAGAGCCCUUCUCCCGCUUCCAUUCCGCGCGUGCCAGUGGCUGCCAGCUGGCCAAGGCCCUUCACGAGCACUGGUCUCCUACCAGGAAAUUCUGCAACCCCAAAAGAGCCCGUUUGCCGCAGCUGAAGAGGCUGCAGUCAGAACCAUGGGGCUUGAUUGCACCUUCUGUUCUAGCCUCCUCCGCCCAUGCAGACGAGGCCAAGAAGGUGUGUACAGAUGAUGAAAUCAUCCUGGGCAUCAAUGACUUAUUGCUCUCCAGAAAGGUUUCCUUACCCAGGAACGGCAGCAGUAAGAGCAAAGACCCGUCUCUCUUCCCUUUGGUGGAUGACCAGGCUCUGAAGAUCCCACCAACUUCUGUGCCAGGAUCAAGGAAACCAUCCUAUGAAAAAGCUCAGCCCCUUCCUCAGCGCGUAGCCAGGAGGAGCGCGGUCCCCGCUGAGCCGGAGAACACCAACGCUGCCGGCUCGGGCGCCGCACCCUUCAAAGACACCCUGCACCGGAGGAGGCUGGGCACUGCGCAUUACGAUUCGGAUUCACAGCUCUACUGCGACUCCAGCUCCAUUCUGGCUGAUUCAGGAAAGGUGCCUUUGGAGAGAAAACAGCUCAACAGUUCCCAUUUGGCUUUGCUCAAUGGCUCCCAGGAAUCCCUGGACAGCGCUCCCAGCACUUCUCCUGGGAUGGUUCGCCGCAGGCCACCCAACUUGCUGGAAAGACGGGGCUCUGGAACUCUCCUGCUCGAUCACAUUUCUCAUACAAGACCAGGGCAUUUGCCUCCUUUGAAUGUAAACCCCAACCCACCAAUUCCCGACAUCGGCUCUAACAGCAAACCGUCUUCCCCGCUCGCUGGGGGCUUCAAACCCAUGGUCCCUGCUGCUCCAAGCUCACCGAGACGGGGCGACUGGCGAGCCAAAAAGAAGCUGCUUCGAAGACACUCGAUGCAGGUUGAGCAGAUGAAACAACUCUCCAAUUUUGAGGAAAUAGUGGCCCAGUAG